Molecule: messenger RNA, 2540 nt
Organism: Lotus japonicus
Lineage: Eukaryota; Viridiplantae; Streptophyta; Magnoliopsida; Fabales; Fabaceae
Product: acyl-CoA-binding domain-containing protein 4
Exons: 18
Coding region: 217-2223 (668 amino acids)
Biological process (GO): lipid transport
Cellular component (GO): cytosol
Molecular function (GO): fatty-acyl-CoA binding; protein binding
Source: RefSeq, a predicted model, not a curated record
GUAGAUCUGUGUGAAAUUUGCAAUUGGUUUGCAUUGCAGCAGAGCAUAGCAGACAGAGCAAAUAUCAAUUAGCAAUAGCAAUAUAUAUAACCACCAAUCCAAUUCAACCACCACACCACCCAUUGUUGUAAAGAAAACUGUAAUAAUCCCUCACAUUUCUCUGUUGUAAAAAAAAAAAAAACGGUAGCAGCAUUGAUCCGAAGAGAAGAGAUUGAGAUGGCAGCGAUGGCGAGAGCAAGUUCUGGUCUGCAAUACCCAGAGCGGUUCUACGCCGCGGCCUCAUACGCAGGAUUCGACGGAUCCGCCUCUCCCACCAAAUCCCUCACCUCCAAGUUCGGCAACUCCUCCGCUCUUCUUCUCUACAGCUUGUACCAUCAGGCUAGUAUAGGACCUUGUAACAUCCCAGAACCCAGUUCAUGGAAACUUGUGGAGCAUAGCAAAUGGGCCAGCUGGAACCAGCUCGGAAACAUGUCCUCCACAGAAGCCAUGCGUCUUUUUGUGAAAAUAUUGGAGGAAGAAGAUCCUGGUUGGUAUUCCAGAGCAUCUAACUCUGUUGCAGACCCUGUUAUUGAUGUGCAAAUGAAUCACAAUUCCAAAGUUGAACCAAUAAUCGAGAAUGGGAACUCAUAUCCAGAGAUAAAGACCAUUUCCACUGAAAAUGGAAGUCAAGUUGCAACCCAGGAUAAAGAUGUUGUUAUUGAAGGCUUUGGUUCAGUUGAAGUCUAUGAUCAAUGGAUUGCACCUCCAGUGUCUGGUCAACUUCCAAAAGCCAGAUAUGAGCAUGGAGCUGUAGUCAUGCAAGACAAAUUAUACAUAUAUGGUGGAAACCACAAUGGCCGUUACCUUAAUGAUCUUCAUGUUCUCGAUUUGAGAAGUUGGACUUGGUCGAAGAUUGAGGCUAAGGUUGUAGAUGAGUCUACUGACUCGUCAUUCUCAGUAACAUUAACCCCUUGUGCUGGCCAUACACUGAUUCCAUGGCAAAAUAAGCUUCUGUCAAUUGCUGGGCAUACCAAAAAUCCUGACGAAAGUAUUAAAGUGAAAGUGUUUGAUCCAAAAGUGGCAACUUGGUCGACUCUAAAGACUUACGGGAAACCCCCGGUAUCACGUGGAGGCCAAUCAGUCACCUUAGUUGGGAAUGGCUUAGUAAUUUUUGGUGGACAAGAUGCAAAGAGAACUCUCUUGAAUGAUUUGCAUAUUCUUGACUUGGAAUCCAUGACUUGGGAUGAAAUCGAUGCUGUUGGGGUUCCUCCUUCUCCGAGGUCUGAUCAUGCUGCUGCUGUACACGUGGAGCGAUACUUACUUAUCUUUGGUGGGGGUUCACAUGCGACUUGCUAUAAUGAUUUGCAUGUUCUCGAUUUGCAGACUAUGGAAUGGUCUAGACCAACACAACUGGGUGAAAUACCAACAGCACGUGCGGGACAUGCUGGUGUGACAGUAGGGGAGAACUGGUUCAUUGUUGGUGGGGGUGACAAUAAGAGUGGGGUUUCAGAGACUGUUGUGUUGAAUAUGUCUACGCUGACAUGGUCAGUGGUUACCUCUGUUCAAGGCCGUGUACCUGUUGCUAGUGAGGGCUUGAGUUUGGUUGUAAGCUCAUAUGAUGGUGGAGACCUACUUGUAUCAUUUGGAGGAUAUAAUGGACGUUACAACAACGAGGUCUAUGUCCUUAAACCAAGCCAUAAAUCAACCUUGCAAUCAAAUACAUCUGAAAAUCCUAUACCAGACAGUGUUUCUGCUGUUCACAAUGCCACAAAUGCUACUCGAGAUGCGGAGUCUGAAUUUGAAGCAGGCCAUGAAAGCAAAAUUAAGGAACUUGUCGUGGACAAUGGUGAUUCAAGAAAAUUGAAAGGCGAUGUUAUAUCAGUCCUGAGGGCUGAGAAAGAUGAAUUGGAAUCAUCACUCAGCAAGGAGAAGUUGCAUACUCUUCAACUAAAGCAAGAGCUUGGAGAAGCUGAAGGACGUAAUUCUGACCUUUGCAAGGAACUUCAAUCAGUACGUGGUCAGCUUGCUGCUGAGCAGUCAAGGUGUUUCAAACUUGAGGUGGAAGUUGCUGAGUUAGGACAGAAACUCCAAACAAUUGGGACAUUACAGAAGGAACUUGAACUCCUCCAACGGCAAAAAGCUGCAUCUGAGCAGGCCGCCUUAAGUGCAAAACAAAGGCAAGGUUCAGGCGGUGUAUGGGGUUGGCUUGCCGGUACUCCCCCUAACCAGCAAGAGGAAGAUUGAUGAACGCUUGAUUAGCCUAAGUAGAUAAUGAUGCUCUAUUAAGUUUCAUUAACCAAUUUUAUAUCCUAUACAUUUUUUGUUUUGAUUUGAUUCAGUUCUUUUUCUAAUGAAGGAAAUAAGAUUUAGCUGUUGUUUGGCCAAAGUAUACCAACCCCCCUGGGGGUUCUUUCAGUAUUUACAUAUUACAGAUACACUGUAAUUGUAGUUGUGUAGUUUCAUAUGGCAGUUCAAGUUAUUGUUCCCACCAUUUUUGCUGAUUUGUAUUCAAUUCAAAAUGGAUCCCUGAUUGAAUGAAAUGAUUUGAAAUUUUCUUUUCG